UAUGAGAGGAUAGUACAAAGAUAGACAGAGGUGCUUUCUACAUUGCCAGCUGAGAGGAGGCCACUGUAGAGCUAGGAAUGCAAGAGUCCUGGAGCCACCAAAACCCCAAACCCCUGCACAGAAGGGUCAGAAUUGACACUGUGCAUGAAUGCUCAGCUCUUGUUCCCAGAUGUGGUCCAUGUAAAGGACACUUAAGUACUAAGAGUAAUGCUUUCUGCGUUGACUCCUGUCGAAAUCUAACUAGCCAAUACCUGAUUAGAGAUCACAUGGUGUUUCAUUAUAACAGAAUUCUUUCAGCCAAAGCAGCUGUAGACUGUUCAGUGCCUAAAAGUAGGUUGACCUGCAUCAAAUUUGCAGACCAGCAAAGAAGAGAGAAACUGAAAAAGAAGAUAUCCAAGUGUGAAGAGAAAAUGAGUGUGUGUGAAGCUGUCCCUCAAUCCAGUUCAGGAGACGAUGGAAGGCUGCUGCCAUCCACUUUUAGAAAGAGUUUCUUGGAAGUAGAAGACAAUCCCUACCCCUGUGCUGGGCAGGCACAGUACCUAUCAUGGGCACCAUCUCCUCAUGGCGAGCAUUGCUUGGUUCACUCCAGUCCCGUAAAACACACCAGGAAAUGUUCUUGGAAUACAUCCAGGAUAUAUCAUUCAAACUCAAAUGUCUGCCUGUCAAGGCCAAGUAAACACUGUGCAUUGUCACACAGUCACUCCACCGAGAGUGUCGUGAGCGUUGGUUGUUCCAAGAGGCGUCAAGGAAGCAACCCCAGAGAGAGCUGCGGGGAUCUUCUAGAGCGGCACUCUGAAUGCUUCACUAAGGUCCGAAAACCUUUUACUCCACGCACCUUAAUAUCAGAUGCUAAACCUUUCCUGUCAGAGUACAGGUAUUACACUCCUGCUCGAAGGAAGAAGAAAAAUCGCCACAGGCACUGUGUGGAAGCUCAAACACAGACGGAUGUGAUCAGCUUUCCAUCUGCAGACAAAGUAUAUGUGAGAAAAGUUACGAGUGAACAGCAGACAAUCACAUCAGAGGCUGAAGAUAAAAGAUGUACUUGCGAUGAGCCUGAGGGAGGAAUAGAUGGUUUUCAAUGCUCCAAGCAAAGAGAGACAUCAUGGCAUCCUCAGAAGUCUUCACCAAGGAGGACUGUCAGUGCUGAAGAAGAGGAGCUUUUAUAUUUAACUUUCAUUGAAGAUGUAACAAAUGAAAUUCUUAGACUUGGGUUGUUUUCUAACAGGGUUCUGGAUCAACUGUUUGAGUGCCAUAUAGAAGCAAAUAAGAACCGCCUUGAUGAGGGCAGAAUGCGCCAGAUGUUGGAUGUGCUGAAAUCAGACCUCGGCUGUGGCCAGGACAGUGAGACGGAGCUAAUCCAUGCAGGCCAGGAUUCCUUGGACCCGCUGGAUCUGCAGGAGCACGUGAUAGAAGAGCUCGGGUUUACCAGGAAAGGUCACAGGCUGAGGAAAUGUACAAAAAGUGAAGAAUUCCUCUCAACCAUGGACUCGUCAAAAUGUGAAUCACUGUCAUGGAGCGAAGGGUCAGCAGAGACACAGAGCAGGGAAGACUCUUCAGAAGAUAGCACAGAAAUGAGGGAUGCUGCGACAGAGUCUGAGUUCUGUGAUGUGGAAUUUGAAGAACACCCAGACACUUCACCCCGCCGCUGUGAGGCAGCUUUAAACUCAAUUGCUUGUGACAGUGAUUUGGAACUCAAAAAGGAACUUGAUGAACUUGAGGCAGACUUUGCAGACCUUCACCUUUCACAUAAGUAUUCAUAACAGUAACGAAAACUUACCUGUUAAACAGAGAUAGAGCUCCUUCUGUGGUGAACUGCCAUUUGUCAACCAGUAGUAAAUUGUUUGGUUUAUUUUCAGGUAUUUCUGUUUAAAGAUUACUAAGAUCUCUCUAGCAGGAUACAAUUAAUUGGGCAUUAAUCUGUAUCAAUUAGAUCUCUAAGGAUAAAAAGUCAGUUUUCAGAAGAAUUUUGCAUAUUUUGCCUAUAAUUGUAUAACUCGAAAGAAACUUGAGAAUAUUAAAAUUAGAAUUUUAUAUUUUAGAGCUGUAAUAGUAAGUUAUUAAAUAUUUAUUGUUUUAAAUAAAUUAAUUGAUAGUGC
Hirundo rustica (Barn swallow) is the source of this 2096-nucleotide messenger RNA. It is a transcript of the gene SPATA7, whose product is annotated as spermatogenesis associated 7. Lineage: Eukaryota; Metazoa; Chordata; Aves; Passeriformes; Hirundinidae. Gene Ontology annotation, biological process: photoreceptor cell maintenance; microtubule cytoskeleton organization; protein localization to photoreceptor connecting cilium. The record is from RefSeq and is a predicted model, not a curated record. The transcript is spliced from 13 exons. Bases 78 to 1760 code for a protein of 560 amino acids. Gene Ontology annotation, cellular component: ciliary basal body; axoneme; photoreceptor distal connecting cilium.